Ectocarpus sp. CCAP 1310/34 is the source of this 2513-nucleotide messenger RNA. The record is from the annotation of a GenBank genome assembly. Lineage: Eukaryota; Phaeophyceae; Ectocarpales; Ectocarpaceae.
UUGAUCGGGCAUCGGCGGCAAGCCGGUCGGGGGCGGAGAGAUGAGCGGGGACGAGCACUCCUCCGACGAGUCCAUGAUCGGCCGCGACGAGUUUGAGGCGUUGCAGCAGGACAGCGCUAACGAGCGAGCCGUCAUCUGCGCCUCGGUGGAGGACCUGAAGGCCGAGAUGGGUGUGCGGUUCGCGGAGGUGCUGGCAGCCGUGCGUGAUCGGGACGGCGGGGCCGCCGCGGGUGGCGCUGCCGGAGCUGCACCAGUGCUUGGAUAUGGGGGCGCAAGUGCGGCGGCCGGCGUGGCGCCAGCGUCCAUGUACGCUGGUGGCGCUGCCGGAGCUGCCCCUACGCCCGGGUAUGGGGGCGCGUGUGCAGCUACCGGUGUGGCGCCGGCGCCCAUGUAUGGGGGCGCGAACGCGGGUUACGGGCUCCACCGCGUGGAGUCGAGUCCUGGGUUGCUUCAGGGCGCUGGUCGGUAUGGCAGUGGGGGCGGCUUAGGCUUCACUCCCGCGUUCCCGUUUGGAGAGGGAGGCCUUAACGUCGACUCCGGGGGAUACGGGAUGGGAACGGGGAUGUCGCACUCCCAGCGGCGGAUGGAAAAGGUGCUUUCGGACCAGCGGGUGAACGCUUGGAGCGCGGUGAACAGCCGCAUGUGGUGGGUGGUGAUGGGAUGUUUUCCGCCGAAGUUAGAGAAGCCGAGCUUGCAAGGGUUAAUGCAUGAUAGUUUUGAAGUCACGGACGCGGUGGCCGACAUGCUGUUGAACUUUCGUGGCUUUGACCCUGUUGCCUUCGCGCCCCGGGGGGCGGGUGGGGAACGGAUCCCCAUCGCAACGCAUUUGAGCCUUAUGGCGGGGGCCUUUAUCACCAUCGCCCGCCGGGGGAUCGUCGACGACCCGAGGUUGGCGGCGGCAGUGAAAGCGCGGGUGGAUCGUGUCGAAGCCUCGUUCCAGGCGGUCAUCGACGACGUGGAGCGGCACACUCGGGAGAAUUACGCGGCCAUUCAAAUGCCGCACAACCGCGACAUCUUCUUGACGUUCAUCGUCAAGGAUAUGGACAGGUACACGCGCGACGUACAGAUGUUCGCGGACGAGAUGCAGCGGCGCUUCGUUCUCCCUCCGCCAUCGGCCGCCCUCCCGCCCGCCCCCCUCCCGGCUUUCCACAACCUGGCGGCAUAUCUCCGGUCGGGAGGGCUGAUUAAUUCUGCUGUGCAAGGCAGGGCCGGCCGUUCAUCGGCCGCCGCCGCGGGUGCCGGGGGGAAGGGCGGCACGGCCAGGGAACCGGGGCCGUGCUACCAGUUCCAGAAAGACGGUACAUGUCGGUGGGGGAAAGCCUGCAAGUUCGUGCAUGUGGCGCCACGGAAGGCCAGCGGAAAGGGAGGAAAACGGGGGGGCGUUCCUGGCGGCGGGGCCGCGGAUGGUGGCUCCAGAGGUAGCUCUUCCGCCGGCGCGGACACCAACGCUCCUGCCGCCACCGCCCCAGCGAAGCGGGCCAAGGUGGGAGCAGCCGGGGCCAAGACUCGCAGCAGUGCGAAGGGCGGUGCCGCCGACGGCGCCAAGGACGAUGAUGAGGAAUAGGGGCGCGGGCCCUGCCCCCUGGGGGGGGGAGGGCCGUCUUUCGAUGUCGCGGGGGGCGUGGUCUCGGGCUCGAGCACGCACCUCCUACGACCAGGGGCGGCUACUGCGUUGACCCGAGUUGACGGCGUCGUGGGGUUCUGGUGGCCGCGUGCUGUGGCUGUGUUUGGCGUGGUCGUACUUCCUGGUGGCGCGUUCGGAUGAGGUUUUUACCACCAUGUCGGGGCAAUGCCACCAGGUGCAUUGCUUGCGGCGUAGCGACGUCGAAUUCUUUCAUGGGGAGGACGUGCUAUCCCCGUUGCAUUGGCAUAAGGCCACAGGAGUUCGGGUUCGGUUUCGCGGUCACAAGGGGGAUCAGUCGGAGAAGGGGGCGUACGUUACACGAGUGCGCGAAGUAGCACGAGGCGCGAGUUCUCAGAUUGGAGCCGGUGGCGGUGCCGUGGCGGUGUUGGUGGAGUUGAUGGCGUGCCAUCUCGCGUUACCUGAGGACGCUCCUCUGUGUUCGUUUCGCUGUAGGAGAAGCAAGACGAUUAAGGUUUGGGGAUAUUCCAAAGCUCUUAGCGCCCUUCGCCAGAUUGUGGAGAAGGCAGGUGGCGACCCGAAACAGGUUGGCCUGCAUUCGUUGAGGAUCGGGGCCGCCACCACGUUGGCAGCAGGAGGAGACGUACCGGACAGAAUUAUACAGAGAGAGGGUAGAUGGAAGGAAGGCUCGGGUACGUUCAAAAUAUAUACUAGGAAUAAUAUGGUGGACGUAGACAUGGUAUCCCGUAAACUAGCGAGGGGGAAGCAGAUGGAGCAGAAGAAGGGUUAGCAUACACGAAGGUACGGGCAAGGGGACAGAAUGCCAUCCCACUAAACGUCGAUGUUGGUGGAUACCAAUGGUAUGGAGUACCAUUGGGGGGUCUCGGUGUACUGAGACGGCAUUUUGUUUGGACCUGCCAGUUGACAUGGA